Molecule: messenger RNA, 1185 nt
Organism: Capronia coronata CBS 617.96
Lineage: Eukaryota; Fungi; Ascomycota; Eurotiomycetes; Chaetothyriales; Herpotrichiellaceae
Exons: 4
Coding region: 1-1185 (394 amino acids)
Molecular function (GO): monooxygenase activity; FAD binding
Source: RefSeq, a predicted model, not a curated record
AUGCCGGGGCUACAAGUCCUGAUUGUAGGCGGAAGCAUUGGUGGUUUGGCCACUGCCCUUGCAUUACGUUCACAAGGCCAUCACAUCAAGAUCUACGAGCAAGCAGCCAUUCCUGAUAACACGGGAGCGGGAGUCACGAUAUAUCCUAAUGCCUUAUCCGCGCUCGAGGCUUUGGGCGCUGACCUGGCAAAAGUCCGCGCGACCAGAGUUCAACAGUUGACUCGAGUUCUCCUCAACGUAGACAGCGACACACCAGACGGGACAAUUGACAUGGACGCUAAAAACUGGCCCUGGCACAAUGCGACGUAUCGGGACAUAAUUGCAAGUCUCUGGGAAGCUCUUCAUGAUAGCCGAUGUCCUGGACCCGAAGUUGAAUUCCACUCGUCGAAAUCAGUGUAUCGGAUUGAUCCGGCAAAGGGUAUUGUAUACUUUUUCGAUGGAUCCGAAGCAUACGGAGACGUGAUCAUAGGUGCGGACGGGGUGCACUCGAUUUGCAGGUCGUAUGUCUUCAGCGGCAGGACCGAGAGAUUCCGGCUCAAACGACACGUUUUCCGGGCCAUCAUUCCCCGGGAGAGCAUCAUGAAGGAUCCAAGAACCGUCAAAUUUGCCAACGACACUGGUCAUGUCCACUCAUACCACCAACCAGACAGGAGCCUCUUGAUUUCCCCGGCCUCGGACGGGCAGGCAGUCUGCAUCAAACUUCUGUACGACGAUUCGAUGACGAUCAAGAACCUCAGCAAAGACUGGCGAGACCCGUCCAGCAAGAGAAAGUUAAUGCGUCUGGCGACGGGCUUCCCGGAAGAAUGCAUUGCCGUGUUGGAGCAGUGCCGCGAUCGGGAUUUGGUGGAUCAACCCAUUUGGGACAUGGACCCUCUCGCUACCUUUCAGAGUCAUCGGCUUGCGCUGGUUGGAGACGCUGCACAUCCAAUGCCUCCGUAUUGUGGCCAACGGAUCGCCAUGGCACUGGAGGAUGCACUCGCCUUGGGCGUCGUCCUCGAGCUUGGGAUCCCUGCAAGUGAGGUUGAAGAUCGGCUAAAGCUGUAUUCACGUACGAGAAAGGUCAGAGCUGGAGCCGUGCAGCAGACCAUGAGGGUGUUGGAAGAAAUCAGCAUCUGUGAUGUCUUGAACGAUCUCGACAGUAAGUGCGGAAGCGUUACCUUCGCCAUGGGUGAAUAUCAUAACUGA